Molecule: messenger RNA, 429 nt
Organism: Symbiodinium pilosum
Lineage: Eukaryota; Dinophyceae; Suessiales; Symbiodiniaceae
Source: the annotation of a GenBank genome assembly
AUGUUAGGUGCGGCAUUUCGGCCGUUCAGCCCGAAUCUGUGGCUGACAUUGCUGGCCGUUGUCACAUCCAGCUCCCUCAUCAUCACCUAUUUUGAAACCUCGCCUAAUGGGCAGUUCAAUGAUCUUCAUAGCAGGAGGGAGAAAGCCACCGAAGCGGUCUAUCGGGCUUUCUACAGCCUCUUCAUGUGCGAGUCUCGCUUCGAACCUGUCACCUUGGGUGGCCGCAUCGUAGGUCUAGGCCUGGCUUUCAUGUGCAUCCUCUUCGUGUGUGGCUACACUGCCACUUUGGCAUCUUUCUUGGUUGAGGAACGUCGGCUUGCCACGAACGUGGAAAGCUUGGCGGAUGCUAUCAGGUUGAACUACAAGAUCUGCGCCCACCCAAGCCACACCAUUACUUUGCAGGUGAAUGGCGUGUCUGACGCCAACAUU